Carassius carassius (crucian carp) is the source of this 2453-nucleotide messenger RNA. RefSeq lists its product as uncharacterized. The transcript has 19 exons. The record is from RefSeq and is a predicted model, not a curated record. The coding region runs from base 57 to 1898 and encodes 613 amino acids. Lineage: Eukaryota; Metazoa; Chordata; Actinopteri; Cypriniformes; Cyprinidae.
GCAGCAUCACGCGCUUCCAGUAGGAAUGCACGCGAGAGACGGAAUAUAUAAAUGCAAUGAUGGCGACAGCAGCAGAGGAGAUCUCAGAAAACACUGAGACACCAGUGUCUUUCAAAAGCGCAAGGAAAAACCAGGAUAGACCCUGGAAACUGAGCUUUAUUUAUCUGCAGUGCUAUUUUUUAACAAUUGCUACAAUACUGGGCACUGGGAUCCUGGGACUGCCUGUAACUAUCGCUCGGGCAGGUCUGGUGCCUUUCUUGAUAUCCUUCCUUGUAGGCUUUCUAGUGCAGGCUCUGCUCAUUUACCUGUUUGUAGAUUUGCUUCAGCGAUGCCGUUUAGCCCAACUUGAGGCACUGAAGACUGCAGAAACUGAGAGGAUCUUAAUGGAAGAAUUCAGUUGUGCAGAUCCUCCGACACAAAAUGCAGAAGAGGAAGAAGAUGCAGAGGAAGUGGAAGAGGCAGAUACGGGUCUUCUGCAAAGUGACGUCAAAGCACGGAGGCAAGAUGAGGACCUUCAGCCAAAUCUACACGUGCUGGGAGUUUUCUUCCUGGGCAAACACACCAGCCAUGCAUUCAACUUUGUUCUGCUCUUUCAAUUUGUGUCUAUCGGGAUCAGUUAUGUCCUGGCGGGAAGUGAGGCCUACGCUGCACUUUUUCAUACCAGUCAUGUCUACGUGAUCCCUGCAUUUACAUGGACGCUCUCAUUGGGGAUUCUUCUGGCCCAGACCAUCAUUCAGCCCAUCACGUCACUGCUGACGCUACUCAAAGGAAUCCUGCUGGUUAUUACUGUGGCCGUGACAUUUGUUGUGGGUUCAGAGGUUCACCAAGAGACCACAAAUGACUUCACCCAAAUCGGGAAGCCUUUUCUAAUGGGAACAGUUGCUCUCGGUGGGAUUGUCAACGUCAUGCCUUUUUUAUUUUCAGAAAUCUCCCAUGUUAAAACACAGGUUUUAUGGUUCAGAAGAGCUGUACUUGGAGGACUUGCUACAUGCACACUCUUAAAUAUAUUAUGGUGUUGGGCAGUUUUAGAGAUUGUUCCCCAGAUGGCCGUGGAGUCACUGCUGGAGGAGAAACUCUUAAAUAGCAGCGCAGGACAAACAGAGACGACUCAUACAGCACACACAUUUAUCUACUCCAACAUCUCCCUAGAGGAGUCCGAAAAGGCAGGGGAGAUAGCAACAAUACCUCUAACCAAGAUCAUAACACAGAAGUACAGCCGCUUCUCAUGGGUGGCAGAGCUGAUCCAGAUCUUCACCACCAUCAGUAUAACCGUGAGCUUCCUCGUGAUGGGCACAGCCAUGAAGCACACCAUCGAUGGCCUCGUCGCCUCACACUGGACGGAGAACGCUGAAUGGAUGGCGAGAAUCCGCUCACAGUGGAGGACAUCAGGCCAGAGCUUCCAGCACUGCAGACGGUUCUUCAGCACUUUCAUGUCCUUUUUGGCUUUCGGCUUCAUUUUUGUCGUUUCAGCUUGUGAUCCGAAGCUGCAGUACAUCUCAUUAGAGGAAGGAUGUGCACAGAAUAAAUAUAACAUCAAGCAGCCACUAGUGAUUACAGAGGAAGUAGAAUGCAUUGAUUCCCCAGGUUCAGCCACUGCUGGAAGGUUUUGCAUUGAUAAAAAGCUUCAACAGGGAUUUGUUGUGAUGCUUGACAAAGUGGUCUCCUUCUCCUUGAACACGGAGGUGGGCUUGUUCAUCUUCCUCAUGCUGAGAGCCUCCAGAUCCCAGCGUUUCAAGCAUCUGACGGUGACUCUGCCGGCGAGCGAGAGACUCUUCAGGCUCCACUGGCUGCUACCCAUCUACUUCCUGUUCGCCGUAGCUUACGACGUCUUCCAGAGCAUCCUAGAGAUCACUGAGAACAUGGCGCUCGUCCUCCACACCAACUCUUCUCUUGGAUGAGAACGACUGGAUAUCAGGUGGGACAAUAUAUGCUGCUGAGGUCUCUCAGGAACGGACAGUUAUUACCUCACACAACACACACAACUCCAGAGGAUACACGCACUGAUCACAGAACCAGCCCAAACGUCGUUCACAGUACUGCAGCAGUAUACAGUAGGUCAUAAAUGUUCUCUGGGUAAAAAGGCCCUUAGUUCUCGCAAGCUAAGACUAUUUUUAUAUCCUCCCAGUUCAAUUUAAGUUAGGAUACAUAUUUUGAUUUCCUCAACAAUACUCAGUGAUUUAAUCUGCAGUCGUGUCAUCAAACCAUAGCAACGUUCCAAGAAGAGCUGCUACAAAAAGAACUUUAAGUAAAUCAUGGGCUGUUAUUGUAUCCAGUAUAUAAUUAGUGAUUUAACGAGCAGGCUGGAGUGCUUUGACGAGGAAGAAACCACAAGACAACAGAAUGAAAUACAGUGAUUUGAUUCAAGAGGUUUGAGUUCUUUAUGUAUGUCUAGAUCACAUCAUUCUGUUUUAAAACUGCACUGAUUGAUAUUAUGUAAUAAAUGAUUAAAAUAC